CCAUGGAACCCGAUAAAAUGCCUGCUAUCCACCACUGCCUCUCAGACUCUGCCACAGGAGUUGAGACUGGAGCCCCCCAGGGCACUGAGCUCAUUCCCAGGAGAACUGUCAGUCGCUCUCCAACCUGCGCCCGCUGCCGCAACCACGGCGUCACUGCCCACCUCAAGGGACACAAGCGCCUCUGCCUCUUCCAGGCUUGCGAGUGUCACAAGUGUGUCCUUAUCUUGGAGCGCCGAAGGGUCAUGGCUGCCCAGGUGGCCUUGCGUAGGCAGCAAGAGGCACAGCUAAAGAGGCACCUGGCUCAGGGACUGAUGAGAGGGGCAGCCCCUCCCAAAGCUCCCAGCCGUGUCAAGAAGGGAGUCACUCGACCAGGGAUCCCCCCUGGGAAGGAGAACAUAGCACCCCAGCCUCAGACCCCCCAUGGGGCAACCCCACUGGCCCUGACACCCCCUGGGAAGAACUCACAUGGGCCGCUGUUGCUUAGUCGUCCACCAGAAGCCUUGCCUUUGCCCUGGACUCCACUGCCUCCAGGCCCUUGGGCUCCUGGGCACUGGCUGCCUCCAGCCCUGUCCAUGCCACCCCCAGUGGUGUGCCGCUUGCUUUGCCAGGAACCUGCUGUCCCUCUACAUCCCUUCCCUGGCUUUGAUCCUGGCACCUCACUCCGCCUGCCCACUCAUGGGCCCCUCCCAACCUGCCCAGGACCUCGCCAAAUACUGACAGCUCCUCUUUCUGGAGAGCCCCAAGGACCCCCUGGUCUGCCCCGCACAUGCUCGACUCUGAUCCUCCAGCCCUGUGGCGCCCCAGACCCUCUUCUGCUGCAGCCACAGGUCCCUGGAGCCUCUCGCCUGGCCUGGACACCAGCCCCCUCAGAACGGCAGCUUCAGAGGGAGGCAGCUGAGGCCCUUGUGGGGCUGAAAGAUUCAUCCCAGGCUCCUCGCCUGACCCCUUCUAUCCCCCCUAACCCUGCCUGGAUCUCCCUGCUCCACCCCUGUGGCCCACCAGCUUCUGUUGGAGGAAGAGGAUUCCAGCCCGUUGGCCCCUCUCUCCGACCCAGUCCAGCUCCCUCCGUUGCUCUGCAUAUUGGGCAUCUAGGGUCCAUUUCUCUCCUGAGCUAG
This is a messenger RNA of Trichechus manatus latirostris (Florida manatee), 1115 nucleotides long. RefSeq names its product DMRT like family C2 (gene DMRTC2). The record is from RefSeq and is a predicted model, not a curated record. Gene Ontology annotation, cellular component: nucleus. The transcript is spliced from 8 exons. Gene Ontology annotation, biological process: regulation of transcription by RNA polymerase II; sex differentiation; germ cell development. Bases 3 to 1115 code for a protein of 370 amino acids. Gene Ontology annotation, molecular function: DNA-binding transcription factor activity, RNA polymerase II-specific; RNA polymerase II cis-regulatory region sequence-specific DNA binding. Lineage: Eukaryota; Metazoa; Chordata; Mammalia; Sirenia; Trichechidae.